Messenger RNA from Aspergillus fischeri NRRL 181, 4905 nucleotides. RefSeq lists its product as uncharacterized. Lineage: Eukaryota; Fungi; Ascomycota; Eurotiomycetes; Eurotiales; Aspergillaceae. The coding region runs from base 1 to 4905 and encodes 1634 amino acids. The record is from RefSeq and is a predicted model, not a curated record. The transcript is spliced from 6 exons.
AUGUCAGUUCAGGCAAACCAGAUGGGGUCUUCAACCGCCCGUGCUCUUGUCAAGCAAAUCUCGAAACAACAUGGCUACCUGGGGGAAGAAGUUCUCAGCCGGAUGGAUCCAGAUGUUCGGCGGGAGGUUGAAGAAGCAAUGCUGAAGAAAGAUGCGAUGAUUGGAUCUUCAGUGAUAACUCUUGCGAAGAACUUAUACAACAGCACCGCUCGCUUCGUCUUCGAACUUCUUCAGAAUGCUGACGAUAACUCAUACAAUGUUGCGAAAUCAACGUCCACCGACCCAUUUGUUUCUUUUUGCGUCUACAACCGACGGAUAAUUGUUGAGUGCAAUGAAGACGGUUUUACCCACGAGAACUUGGUGGCUAUUUGCAACGUAGGAAAGAGCUCCAAGACUGGUGCUCAAGGGUAUAUAGGGGAGAAGGGGAUCGGGUUCAAAUCUGUAUUCAUGGUAGCUUGGAAAGUCCAUAUUCAGUCGCGCGAUCUUUCCUUCUCGUUUCGCCAUAAUGUGGGAGACUCCGGGAUGGGUAUGAUCUCUCCUGUUUGGGAGGAGAGUGAAGAAGUAUUACCCCAUCCUCUUACCCGGAUUACUCUGUUUCUUCAUGAGAAUGGGUCGGCCGAAGACCUGGCUAGGCAACGGGAGACCACGCUUCAACAGUUUCGGGAGCUAAAGGCUGCCUUUUUGCUGUUUAUGAAGAACUUACGAAGAAUUGAGGUCAGAAUCUGCGACAAUCUUGAUACGGAGAUUUCACAGACAACCUUCUCAAUGCGGUGCGAGGACGAAGGUCGAGUCGCACUGAAGCAGGAAAUAGUGGAGGAUGGGGAGCUGCAGGAAUGCACCCAAUACUACCACACGACAAAGCUCACUGCGUCGAACAUACCGAGAAGCGAGAAUCGAGAAUAUACGGACGUAGAACUGUUGACGAAAGCAUAUUCUGAAACGAGUAUCAUUCUGGCAUUUCCUUUGACACACGACUCCGUCCCUAUCAUCGAAAAACACGACGUAUUUGCUUUUCUGCCAAUACGAAACAUGGGCCUGCCGUUCCUGAUUCAAGCCGACUUUGUGACAGAUGCAAGUAGGCAAGACAUCGUCAGGUCAUCCGCUCGCAAUAUCAAACUUCUUCCAGCAAUUGCCCAGGCGUUUAUUCAGGCCGUCAAACAGUUUUGCACCCACACCAGCCUAGCUUACCAGUGGAUGAGAUAUCUGCCUAAUAUUGAAUGGGGCUCUCAGGACGGAUUCUGGAAAGCUUUGCCUGGCGAGAUUCGCCGUCAGCUUCAACUAACUAGCACGAUGUGGACUAGGAGUCACCGCAACAUGCGUUGCAUUGGAGACAUGCGAUUGGUUCCCAGCAGCAUGUGCGAUAAGUACGGAAAGCCAUUGCUUCCAGACUUGGACACGGAACAGUAUCUGUCUUCUCACUAUGCACUAAAAGACUUGACUUCUUUGAAAGACUAUGGCCUCAAGCGGAUGAACAGGUUCAAAUUUCUUGACAGGCUUCGGCAAGAUAUCAACAAUGGUGGCUCUUCAAUUAUGCGCAAUCCCGAUACCGACGACGACUGGCAUUCAGCUGUGGCGAAAUACCUUAUUAGUGUGUCGGGGCCUGAGAACCCAAACACGACGGCAAAAAUAAAGAAGAUUCAGCUCAUUCCUUUGCUGGGAGGGAGUUGGAAAUGCCCUUCGGCCCUUGAUAGAUACCCUGUAUAUUUCACCCAGGCGCAUGGGUAUGCCGUUCCGACUGACGGGAUAUUCGACUUGAUUGCACCCGACGCAGAAAAUAAUCCAGCUCGAAAACAGUUGUUUGCUCGCCUAGGUGUUCAGGAGGCUUCGGUGCGCGACAUUCGCCGUAAAAUUAUUGACCAGGACACGAGAUUUGCUCCUGGGCUUGCAACCUCCCGCUCUCAUCUGCAGUUUCUUUAUCUUACCGCGCAUCUGGAUCGGGAACAUGACCAGCCAAUUACCUAUUCUUUAUUGAAACUCACGGACAGCGCCUCUAGACUCAAGUCGUUGCUAGACGGGACAUGGUACUUUCCUGACGAGGGGCCAUAUACCCCCCAAGAGCUACUUGCUCAAUUUGAUCCUAAACCAAUAAUCCUUUAUCCAGACUAUAUGCGUGACUGUCCAGAGAAGCCGGAGGAGGAAACUCGCUCGUGGAAGACGUGGAUCAGCGAAAUGUUCGGUAUCCGUGACGUGAUACCACUCACUUCCAAUAAACAUUUGAGCGAAGAAUGCCUCUAUUUGGCCAGAUCUUGUCAGGAGAAAUUUCUGCCGUUCCUUUUAAGGUACUGGCCGUUUGAAGGAGCAUACAUUGCGAACAAUCCAGACCUUGUCAAGGCGCUGCUAAACAUCGAGGUUCUGUGCGAGAACAACAGGACUUAUCCGCUGGGUAAAACUUACGUGCGCACUGCCCAGAUCGAAUAUGCUGACGGAUUCUUACGGGAGGGCGAAUUUUUCCCAUGGCUUAAGCUUGACCAUUUCUCCGAGGCGGCAGGAUUCCCUGACCUAGGGGUCCUGACAACGGCACUGGGAUUUGGGCGCCCGAAGUCCGACCUCGAGUUUUAUCUAACUAUUUUGCAGUUUGUUUCCGAUGGGAACAGAGGAAAGAAUAAAGUGUUCGACGCUUCUCGUAUAUUCGAUCUCUACAGUCGGAUUGAGAACAGAUACCAUGAGUCUGUAACCCUGGAAAUUUCCCGUGAAAUGAUCGUGUAUGUAUUCUGCACGUUGUCAAUUUGUGCCACUUCUAAAUCGCACCACAGAUCAGCAUUUGAGACGCAACCCCUGAUUUACGUGCCGGGUGACUUUUCUGGGGAUGCUAACUGGGCGUUCCCUAAUGAAUGCUUGUGGGAUGCGCCUGGAUAUAUGCAAUCUUCAUACCCUUUGAAGCCACGGUAUCACGAUUGUACGAAGGGAAAGUAUAUCGGGGGCCUAUUUCACAGUAUUUUAAAAAUAAGAAACGCCGGGAUUGAUGACUUCCUACUUGAGCUGUACCAGAGGGACCUUCCAGACUCUAUGGAUUAUGGCCUGGCGAAAGACUUGUAUCAGGAGCUUGAUAAGAGGCGGCCGGGGAUGGACGACGCGACCGUGAAGAAGAUCCGGGAUCAUUUCGAAGAGGAGCAGCUCAUAUAUUACGAGUCUGAUGACGAGAAGACGUGGUACAGACCAUCCGAAUGUCUGUGGUCGACCAUGACAGAUAUCAAGGGCAUGAUCGCACUGAAUGACGCGUAUGAAGCCCUCGAUGAAUUCUUCACUGAGCUUAUCGGUGUCCGGACCUUAACUCUCCAGAUGGUUCAUGAUAAGCUCGUGGAACAAGGAAGCGGAAAAUUGUCAGCGGAGGAAGUCAAACAAACAAUUUGGCUACUCAAUUCGUAUAUGCAAAACGAGAACGAUCUUCCCAGCCCAAGCCAGGUUUUAAGGUCCAAGGUGUUCCCAGUCAGAUAUCCAACUGGCAGCGUUGAAUUGUGCAGCUCCGCCGUGGACUUCGCUAUAGCAGACCGCAAGCACCUGUUAGAUUAUUUUUCCAACAAAGCCAAGUUUCUUGAUUUCGACGUCAAUGAGAUAGCGCGCCUAGAGCCAUUCCUCCAGUGGACCGGGCUGGACAGACGAUAUCUAUCGUCUUUGAUAAAGGAGAUCUCCACGGUGCGGGGCGAUUCAUAUAAGUCUUUGACUUCAUCGGAUCGCAACAUUGCUCGAAAGGCUUACGGGUUGCUCCGUAUUGCUGUUCAUUUCAGAAGUCCGCGGCUCAAAACUGGCGAGCAAUCCCUUUAUGAGAUGUUGAGGAACAUCGGCGUCUGCGAAACAGAUGGAAUUAGUUCCGAGUUACAUCUUAACCAAGAUGGAAAGGAUAUCAUGGCGGAAGUCAGGCAGAGCGAGCUCCACUUCCAGGAAUAUGACUCGGGGCUUACAAUCUACGUACCACGCAAUAAACAAGCGCAGUACCUAUGCUUUCUGGACAGGAUUCCCCGAGCUCUGAUGGAAUGGAUCAUGACUGAACCGGCAACCGGUAUCUGUGAGCCAUUCAAUGAUAAGGCUCUAAACGUUCUAUCAAAGGUGCUACAGGCAGAAACGAAGUACAUCGGUAUGACCCUUGACCGAGAUGGUAUCAUGUCGGUUGAGACGCCAGAUGAUACGGCCGCUGACGAGGUGGCCGACGAUAAGGAGGACGAGCUUACUGAACGGCGUACUGAAGGCCGUGACUCGAUCGAUGAUGCUACAUCGGCCGUGGUCUUCAUCCAACCGACUCGCAGCGAAUCAUCCGUCACUCUAGCUGACGAUGUUAUCUCUGCCCCUUAUGCUGGACCGUCGUCUCCUUCACGAGUCCCGAGCCGGAUACCAUUUACUCAACGCGGGACGCCUGGUGAAGCAAGCUACUUAUCUCGGGAUCGCGUGCUACCUGCUCAACCGAUUGACACAGCCUAUCUUACUAUCCUUCGCAGCGUUGUCAAUGUCGCCAGAACAUCCACGUUCCCAAGUAGAGGAUCUUUUAACAUGACAGCCCUAACCGACUCUCUUGACCCUGGCAACGAGCCCUUCCAGCUGCGCGGGAUUGAUAAGCUUUACCGGGAUAAACUCAUUGGUGCAGCUGGAGAACUAUUCGUCUUCGAAACACUAUGUCGUCUAACCCCGUCCCUACCCGAUUUCUGCCGCGAUAACUGGCAAAGUACCAUUCGGGAAUAUGUCAACCUCCACGAGGAUUACAUCGACCUUGAGCCUUGGAAUGGCCGUGAGACUGCUGAUAUUACCUACUCCGACAGGGAAGGGAUUCUCACCGCUCUAUUCAUCGAUAAGGGGUACUUAGAUGCCACAUGGACCGGAGCGAGACCGCAUUAUUUUCUAGAGAUCAAGACUACGACGUCCUCUUGGGAUACCCCAUUCUAUAUGAGCAGGUAUCAGUAUGAACGGGUGCGUUAG